CAUCUCGCAGGCUGGCUGGUUGCAACGGGAGCUGUCCUGCCCGCCAGCCUCCUGAAACCGCCUGCUUCUCUCUUUCUCCCCACCAUGUAAGAGCGAUGAGAGACCUUCCCCCAGCCCCACCUUUACAAUGGAGGAAGAUUUAUUCCAGCUAAGGCAGCUGCCGAUUGUCAAGUUCCGCCGCACAGGAGAAAGCACCCGUUCAGAAGAGGAUGCCAUAUCAGGAGAGCAUGAAGUCCAAAUUGAGGGUGUCCAGACAGAAUUAGAAGCUGUAGAGUUGGAAGAUGGAGGAAUUGUGCCGAAGGAGUUUGCCAACCCAACUGAUGAUACUUUCAUGGUGGAAGACGUGGUGGAAGCUAUUGGGUUUGGCAAGUUCCAGUGGAAACUCUCCAUCCUGACUGGCUUAGCAUGGAUGGCUGAUGCCAUGGAAAUGAUGAUUCUGAGCAUCCUUGCACCUCAGCUUCAUUGUGAGUGGCGAUUACCCACCUGGCAAGUUGCGUUGCUCACAUCGGUGGUUUUCCUGGGAAUGAUGUUUAGUUCCACACUGUGGGGAAAUAUUUCAGACCAAUAUGGCAGAAAAACCGGCCUGAAGAUCAGCGUGCUCUGGACAUUGUACUAUGGAGUCCUUAGUGGAUUUGCACCAGUUUACAGCUGGAUCUUGGUCCUGAGGGGCUUGGUGGGCUUUGGGAUUGGAGGAGUCCCCCAGUCGGUAACGUUAUAUGCAGAAUUCCUCCCCAUGAAAUCCAGAGCAAAAUGCAUAUUGCUGAUUGAGGUCUUCUGGGCCAUCGGAACUGUCUUUGAAGUCCUCCUUGCGGUGUUUGUGAUGCCCACCCUUGGCUGGCGUUGGCUGCUCAUCCUUUCCGCCGCCCCCCUUAUGCUGUUUGCCAUCUUGUGUUUUUGGCUGCCAGAAAGUGCACGAUAUGAUGUGUUAACCGGCAACCAAGAAAAGGCCAUUGCUACGUUGAAGAGGAUAGCUACUGAGAAUGGUGCUCCAAUGCCCCUGGGGAAACUGAUUAUGUCUAGGCAGGAAGAUCGAGGGAAAAUGAGGGACUUAUUCACGCCACAGUUUAGGCUGACAACACUUCUGCUGUGGUUUAUCUGGUUCUCCAAUGCCUUUUCUUACUAUGGUCUUGUUUUGCUAACCACGGAGCUUUUCCAAGCGGGAGACCUCUGCAGCUUAUCUAGCAGGAGGAAAACAGUAAAAGCAAAAUGCAGCCUGGCGUGCGAAUUUCUGACAGAAAAGGACUACAUCGAUCUGCUCUGGACCACGCUCUCUGAGUUCCCAGGGGUCCUCGUGACCUUGUGGGUGAUCGACCGGAUUGGCCGCAAGAAGACGAUGGCGCUCUCCUUUCUGGUCUUUGCCUUUUGCAGCCUCCUGCUCUUUCUCUGUGUCGGAAGGAAGGUGCUCACCGUGCUCCUCUUCGUCGCCAGGGCCUUUAUUUCCGGAGGAUUUCAGGCUGCGUACGUUUACACCCCAGAGGUUUACCCAACAGCCACGCGUGCCCUGGGCCUCGGGACAUGUAGUGGAGUAGCCAGAGUUGGUGCCCUCAUCACGCCCUUCAUUGCACAGGUGAUGCUGGAGUCUUCGGUCUAUUUGACACUGCUGGUUUAUAGUGGGUGCUGCAUCUUGGCAGCCCUGGCCUCCUGCUUGCUGCCCAUCGAAACCAGGGGCCGCGGCCUGCAGGAAUCUACCCACAAGGAGUGGGGGCAGGAGAUGUUUGGGCGUGGCGUCCCCCAAUCAAACUCUGGCUCUCAGGGCUGAUUGCCCAACCUGGAGGAAGUCAACACUCCCAAUGCCCGAGAAGUGCAAUAUCUUGUUACCAUCCUGUGGCCCAAAGAAAGGAUGGCCAACCUGUCCUGGAUCCUUUGUUGCUUGCAUCCGCACCACCCCCAAGUGCAAGGAGAGGCAUUCAAUCUGGGAUAUGAAAGUGUGUGUGCGCGUGUGUGUGUGGAUUGAGGAGGAACAUGAUAUAACCAUGGAAGGAACUGGCUCCAAAUUUCUGCUAAGUUUUUCAUGGUGGACAUGGACAACAUGAAAACCAGGCUUAGUUUUUGUUGCCAAGUGAGUCUUUCCAUGUCACACAAGCAAGGACCAUGCCUUCACACAACUCAGAGGACUCCAUUCUUCACAAGAUGUCCCAUGUCUUCAACCCUGAGAAGCAAACGGGUUCAUAUGUGCGCGCACUUAUUCCUAGCGUAGCUCACAGGCAGUCAUAGAUGCUUGUGAAUUGAUCAUCAGCCUUGCACUCUUUCAAUCACCAUGAACUACCAAGGCCCACCAACCUUCACCGAUUUAGCUGAGCCUCCUUGGCAACUGGCAUUGUGAGGGUAGACAGGCACUCCGAUAAAUGCUGUUCCUUUGGAGAGCUUCCUUGGAUAGUGAAGCGCAUCCUGCAAAAAAGGAAAUGCAUUUGGAAGCACAGCAUGUGGUUAUGGCUGCCUGUCUCGAAAGGGAGAUUGUGCAGCAGGAAAAGGUGGCAAGAUGAUCCAAAGACUGGAGUGUUGUCCUUAUGAGGUAACUAGAGGAGAAAACAUGUAUAUGUUUGUGAAGUGAGGCAUGGUGUGAAAAUAAC
This is a messenger RNA of Candoia aspera, 2570 nucleotides long. RefSeq names its product SV2 related protein (gene SVOP). The record is from RefSeq and is a predicted model, not a curated record. NCBI's taxonomy places the organism in Eukaryota, Metazoa, Chordata, Lepidosauria, Squamata, Candoiidae. Gene Ontology annotation, molecular function: transmembrane transporter activity. Gene Ontology annotation, cellular component: membrane. Gene Ontology annotation, biological process: transmembrane transport. The transcript is spliced from 16 exons. Bases 128 to 1759 code for a protein of 543 amino acids.